AUGACUGCGACUACACACGAAAAAGCACUCUCUGAGCUGCGAAAGAGUGGAGACCGCUUGUUUUUCCAACAGAAUGGUCAGACAAUAUCUCCCUGGCACGAUAUGCCAUUGUUCGCAGCCCGCCAGAUGGAGACCCUAAAUAUGGUUGUCGAAAUUCCCCGGAAGAGCCACUCAAAAAUGGAGAUCUCCAAAGACGACCAGUACAACCCCAUCAAGCAAGACGUUUCUAAAGGAGAGCCAAGGGCCAUUGCUGAUGUACUACCUUUUCAAGGCUACCCUUGCAACUACGGCCCUUGCAACUACGGCGCAUUACCGCAGACCUGGGAAAGCCCGAAUAUAGUAGACACUAAGACGGGGAUCCCGGGAGAUAAUGAUCCGCUGGAUGUCUGUGAGAUUGGAAACCAACCGCUCGGUGGCUUUGCUGUUUUGGAUGAAGGAGAAACGGACUGGAAAGUUGUAGCGAUCGAUCUCAAUGACCCGCUGGCAUCGAAUUUGUCAGACAUUCAGGACGUGGAUGCUGUACGUCCUGGAUAUCUUGAUUUCCUCAAGGCAUGGUAUAAGCUGUAUAAGGUUCCGGAUGGGAAGCCAGAGAAUACUAUUGCUCUCGGAGGCAGGUUGGAAGAUCAACGUUGCUAUGUUGAAUGGAAGAAGACUAGGACGGGGCAUCCUGGCUAA
Messenger RNA from Aspergillus caelatus, 675 nucleotides. Its product is annotated as inorganic pyrophosphatase. Gene Ontology annotation, molecular function: magnesium ion binding; inorganic diphosphate phosphatase activity. NCBI's taxonomy places the organism in Eukaryota, Fungi, Ascomycota, Eurotiomycetes, Eurotiales, Aspergillaceae. Bases 1 to 675 code for a protein of 224 amino acids. Gene Ontology annotation, biological process: phosphate-containing compound metabolic process. The record is from RefSeq and is a predicted model, not a curated record. The transcript has 5 exons. Gene Ontology annotation, cellular component: cytoplasm.